GAAGAGCGCAAACGGCGCCACCGUGACGAAGAUACAGACAGAGACCACAGAAAGUCUCGUAGACGGGACCCAGACCGUGACAGCCGCCGGGAACGGGACAGAUCACGCGACAGACCCUCUCACCGCGACCGCGACCGCGAACGUCGUCGCUCGCGCACCCCAGAAUCCUCGUCCUCCCGUCGCGACCGCGAUCGCGGCAGCGACAGACACAGACAUAGACACCGCGAGGACCGCAGCCCCCGUCGCAGCCGGGGAGAGGAGCCAAAGCGCAUCGAACCCCUCAAGCGCUCCGGUCCCCUGCCGUCCCAGGAGGACUCCUUCGCCGUCACCAACGGCGAGGAACCCGAGAAACCCAAGGAGAAGCCCAACUACAAGUCCUCCGGUCUCCUCGCCGCCGCGUCCAACUCCAUCCAGCAGGCCGACGGCACAAACAUUGCCCUCAAAUACCAUGAGCCAGCCGAGGCCAGGAAGCCCCCGCCCAAGGACCAGUGGAAGCUAUUCAUCUUCAAGGGCGGCGACGUCGUGGACACGGCCGACCUGGCGCUGCGCAGCUGCUGGCUCAUUGGCCGUGAUGCCGCCGUCGUCGAUCUGCAGGCUGACCACCCGAGUCUGAGCAAGCAGCACGCCGUCAUCCAGUUCCGGUACACGGAGAAGCGCAACGAGUUUGGCGACAAGGUCGGUAGGGUGAAGCCCUAUAUUAUUGAUCUCGAGAGCGCCAAUGGAACCAUGGUCAAUGGCGAGAAGAUUCCCGAGGGGCGGUACCUGGAGCUGCGCAACAAGGAUGUCGUCAUGUUUGGGCACAGCACGCGCGAGUACGUGCUGAUGCUGCCGCCGAAA
Emericellopsis atlantica is the source of this 837-nucleotide messenger RNA. Its product is annotated as SMAD/FHA domain-containing protein. Gene Ontology annotation, cellular component: nucleus. Gene Ontology annotation, biological process: maintenance of RNA location; mRNA splicing, via spliceosome. Gene Ontology annotation, molecular function: protein binding; mRNA binding. The annotation marks the transcript as partial. Lineage: Eukaryota; Fungi; Ascomycota; Sordariomycetes; Hypocreales; Bionectriaceae. The transcript has a single exon. The record is from RefSeq and is a predicted model, not a curated record.